AUGGCUUUUCUUGGAAUGAAAAUCUUUUUGUCCUGUGUUUUUCUGAUAUACGUCAACGUGGAAGCGGCCCCAUCGCCACAGGUAAAACAAGUGCAAAAGCUUUCAUAAUUUUCUGAAGCUCAAUGGUGAAGCGUCAGAUUGCGAAAACAGAACCUCUUUGGAGGUCUAACCUCUUAACCUCUUUGGAGGUCUAACCUCUUUGGAGGUUAGAUAUUUUUUUGUCCCUCACUCGUGAGAAUUAAAUACUGAUAUAUUUUUUUUAUUGACGAUCACCAGCUUUCAUUUCAUCACCUUUCUUUAAAAAUUUAUGUCCUUCAUUCCCCUCAGUAAUAGGACGUGCACUCUUGAUUUCAGGCCGAUUGCUAUCUGUUUCGACCAUUCUAUCACAGACGAUUUUUGCCAUCUGUCAUAAUCAGGUUCUACAUUUUUGCACUUGUUUCAAAAAUAAAUGACUAGUCAAAAUCUUUUUCACAAGAGAAAUUGAAAAUUGGAGCCAUGAGUCGUAGACAUCCUAUAAAAUGUUAAACUCUAGUCUUUAGAAAAUUGAGAUGUAGUGAAGUACCCGAAAAUUUGGGUUAGAAAGUUUCAUAUUCUACUGUAUAAAACUGAUACUCGCCUUUUUUUAUCUUAUUGUCGUUCCAUUGUCAGCCUCUGGCUCACAUCGAGGCCAACGAGAAAAAAGGAAUUCCCUAUGGCGUUGGGCAAGAUUGUUUCAAUUUUUUCUCGUUGGGCUUUCUCAGUUUUACUAAUAGUCAACUUAAAAAUUUCCUUACAGCGAUUAAAGACUGGAAUGUGGGAAAUGUGCACAGCCGUCUCCGGGGCGGCAUGAAAUACGGUCAUGGAUGUCUGGUUGUACCUAAAGAUGGAGGGUACUAUGCCUACGCACAACUCUACUUUCACCGCUACGGGAGAGUGGUGAUUCGCAAGAAUCAGUACGAAGUUUUCACCAUGCUUCAACAUCCCCACAACGUGCCGGAAGGACCCCACUAUACAGAGGGAGUGUUUUAUCUAAAGGCUGGUGACAGCAUAUCGUUGAAAACCGCGAUAUCUACCACACUUUACAUGUCGACUGCUCGCUCUUACUUUGGAGUGUUCCUGCUUAAGUGA
Molecule: messenger RNA, 1107 nt
Organism: Pocillopora meandrina
Lineage: Eukaryota; Metazoa; Cnidaria; Anthozoa; Scleractinia; Pocilloporidae
Source: the annotation of a GenBank genome assembly